Molecule: messenger RNA, 1646 nt
Organism: Mirounga angustirostris (Northern elephant seal)
Lineage: Eukaryota; Metazoa; Chordata; Mammalia; Carnivora; Phocidae
Gene: DAP3
Product: death associated protein 3
Exons: 13
Coding region: 237-1430 (397 amino acids)
Biological process (GO): apoptotic process
Cellular component (GO): mitochondrial ribosome; mitochondrial small ribosomal subunit
Molecular function (GO): structural constituent of ribosome
Source: RefSeq, a predicted model, not a curated record
GGCCCGAGUUCGCCCGUCUUCUGCGGGAAGCGCGGAGAGCGGCCGGCUGCCGGCGGGGCGUGCUGCUCGCGGCCCUGGGACCCCCGCCGCGCCGCCCGCCGGGGAAGGAGCCGGCGCCGGGGUGCGCCCUCGAGGGCAGGGUGCAGGAUCCGAGCCCCCGCGAGGUAGGAGUCCAUUGUGCAAAUCCGUUGCGUGGUUUCGGCUUGCCUCUUCACCUGGCUUGAGAUCGAAGCACGAUGCUGAAAAGGAUGACAAGGCUUGUCUCCAGGGCCCGGCAGUUGGACCCUGGACGUUUUUUGCACGGGGAGCCCCAGGCCCCCCAAAGCCUUGCUGCUCACCUGGAUAACCAGGUUCCAGAUGAGAGGCCCAGAGCCACUUCCUGCACCAGUGAGGAUGACCCGGCCGGGCCCGGGGAGCAGCAUGAGGGCCGACACUACCGCAUUCCCCUCCAGGACCUCAGGACGGUCUUCCCCCACGGCCUGCCUCCUCGCUUCGGCAUGCAGGUGAGGACAUUCAACGAAGCUUGCCUGAUGGUGAGGAAGCCAGCCCUAGAGCUUCUGCGUUACCUGAAAAACACCAAUUUUGCUCACCCAGCUGUGCGGUAUGUUCUCUAUGGGGAGACAGGGACAGGAAAAACCCUCAGUCUUUGCCAUGUUAUUCAUUUCUGUGCAAAACAGGACUGGCUGAUUCUGCACAUUCCAGAUGCUCAUCUUUGGGUGAAGAACUGCCGGGGUCUCCUGCCGUCGGCCCACAACAAGCUGCGCUUCGACCAACCUGUAGAGGCUUCGAGCUGGCUGAAGGACUUCCAAACGGCGAAUGAGCGUUUCUUGAGUCAGAUAAAAGUUCAGGAGAAGUACGUCUGGAAUAAGCGAGAAAGCACUGAGAAAGGCCGUCCUCUGGGAGAAGUGGUUGAACAGGGCCUGACGCGGGUGAAGAAUGCCACGGACGCCGUUGGGAUCGUCCUCAAAGAGCUCAAGCGUCAGAGCGGUUCGGGGGCAUUCCGCCUCCUGGUGGCGGUGGAUGGCGUCAAUGCUCUCUGGGGAAGGACCACGCUGAGGAGAGAAGAUAAGAGCCUGGUGGCCCCCGAGGAGCUGGCACUCGUGCACGGCUUGAGGAAGAUGGUGAGAAACGACUGGCACGGAGGCGCCAUUGUGUUGACACUGAGCCAGACUGGGUCCCUCUUUAAACCGCGGAAGGCCUAUCUGCCCCAGGAGCUGCUGGGAAAGGAAGGAUUCGAUGCCUUGGAUCCCUUUAUCCCCAUCCUGGUCUCCAACUACAGCCCAGAGGAGUUUGAAAGCUGUGUUCAGUAUUACCUGGAGAACAGCUGGCUUCAGCAUGAGAAAGCUCAGACAGAAGAAGGGAAGAAGGAGCUGCUGUUCCUGAGUAACGCAAACCCCGGGCAGCUGGAGCGGCUCUGCGCCUACCUUUAAGCCGCGGUCACGGCCCGCCUGGAAGACUGGGGACAUUUCCUGUCCUGGACCCAGUCAGACGGGAUGUGGCCAGGACGAGUCAGCUCCCAGCCUUCGGUCAAGACUGACGGUAGUGGCCUGAGAUGUCCUCUUGUUCCUGAAACUAGCUUAUUAGGUGGGGUUUUCAUGUUUUAAGUAAUUAUGGAUCUUUCCCUUAAAUAAAUUAUCUUUCUUAAA